Messenger RNA from Cutaneotrichosporon cavernicola, 549 nucleotides. RefSeq lists its product as uncharacterized. Bases 1 to 549 code for a protein of 182 amino acids. The record is from RefSeq and is a predicted model, not a curated record. NCBI's taxonomy places the organism in Eukaryota, Fungi, Basidiomycota, Tremellomycetes, Trichosporonales, Trichosporonaceae. The transcript has 3 exons.
AUGUACCUCCCGCCUUGGCUUGCAGCCUCGCUGGCCGCGCUCAACAUUGCGACCUCGGACACACCUGACAUCGUUGCUCCCAUUCCUGAUCAACCGGCUCCGGUAUAUAUGGCUACAGAUGGGCAGUUAUUCAUGAACGUCGAUAAGGUCGAGGAAGGCGCCGUAGCGCGUCUGGUCAAGGCCUCAUACAAGGCCCCAACCGCGUGGGUAUGGUCGCCUCGCAAAGAGUCGCGACCGGACCAUGUCCGCAUCAUGGUGGAUGGCAGCGACCCUGCUCUGUGUCUAGCGGCACCAGUUGAUGCGAAUGGCACACCAAAGGCUGGCGACCUGCACCUCGUUUCCUGUCACGACAAGCUUGGCGAGUUGGCCGGUGGCGCGUCCAAGGAUCCAUCGCGGUGGACCAUGAUGGACGAGCCGGCUGGCACUGUGAGCUUUCAUCUCCCCAAGGGCCUGUUCAUGGGGUACUCGGAUGCGGACGUUGGCGCGACCAACAAUUACAUGUGGAGCAGUGGGUGGGUGGGGCUGGCGGCUGGCGAGGGGCUGGACUAG